This is a messenger RNA of Morone saxatilis (striped sea-bass), 1125 nucleotides long. It is a transcript of the gene ntsr1, whose product is annotated as neurotensin receptor 1 (high affinity). Lineage: Eukaryota; Metazoa; Chordata; Actinopteri; Moronidae. Gene Ontology annotation, cellular component: plasma membrane. Bases 1 to 1125 code for a protein of 374 amino acids. The transcript is spliced from 5 exons. The record is from RefSeq and is a predicted model, not a curated record. Gene Ontology annotation, biological process: neuropeptide signaling pathway. Gene Ontology annotation, molecular function: G protein-coupled neurotensin receptor activity.
AUGGUUUUAAACUCCACGCUCUCAGAGGGAGACUUGGCCGACUUGGGCGCGCUGGCGCAGAGACUCUUUGGGAAUAACUCACUUUUUUCUUUUGAUAACAACACCGCCGCGUCCAAACCAGAGGAGGAAGACCUGGAAGUGAACACGGACGUUUACUCCAGGGUGAUAGUCACUAUCAUCUACGUGGCCCUGUUCGCUGUGGGCUCUCUGGGGAACUCCAUCACCCUGUACACCCUGCUAACCAAAAAGACCCUGCAGAACCUCCAGAGCACCGUGCACUACCACCUGGCCAGCCUCGCCGUCUCCGACCUGCUGAUCCUCGUGCUCUCCAUGCCCAUCGAGCUCUACAACUUCAUCUGGUUCCACCACCCGUGGGUGUUCGGGGACGCCGUGUGCAGGGGUUACUACUUCCUCCGGGACAGCUGCUCCUACGCCACCGCGCUCAACAUCGCCAGCCUGAGCGUGGAGCGCUACAUGGCCAUCUGCCACCCGUUCAAAGCCAAGAGCAUCAUGUCCCGCAGCCGCACCAAGAAGCUCAUCAGCGCCAUGUGGCUCGCGUCCUUCGCCUUCGCCACGCCGAUGCUCUUCAUCAUGGGCCAGGUGACGCGUAAAAGCGAGAAGAUUUGCACCGCCAUCGUCUCACCUGUCACCAUUAAGACUGUGCUUCAGGUAAAUGCAUUCCUGUCCUUUGUGAUUCCCAUGGUGGCCAUAUCUGCACUGAACGGGGUCAUAGCCAACCAGCUGCUGCGAAUGUUCCGCGAGGCAGAGCAAGAGAACCGUGUGUGCAUCAUCGGGGGAAAUCCCACCAUUCUGAAUGUCACUGUGGAGCCCAACCGCGCUCAGUCGCUUCGCCAUGGAGUUCUUGUUCUACGGAUCUGUUUUAGCAUCUGCAGACUCCUCGUCACCUGCAUAGGUGUCACCAUGCUGUCUCACCAGGUGUGGUUUUCACCCUGCCUUCCAGCUCUGCUCCACACACCUUUCUGCAAUCAACCCAUCAAGAUAACAGUACAUCUACCCCAGUGCUCCAUCUACUUCGUGCCAGUCUGCCAACCAGCUAUCUGCAGAUUACUCCUCACCCCUCUGCCUGCCUGCAAGCCUGCCAUCUUCAGUAAGCCAUCUCCUUAA